This is a messenger RNA of Pelecanus crispus (Dalmatian pelican), 1663 nucleotides long. The record is from RefSeq and is a predicted model, not a curated record. Lineage: Eukaryota; Metazoa; Chordata; Aves; Pelecaniformes; Pelecanidae.
AGUGUCUUGCACCGCAUCGACCGGGAGGAAGUGAACCAGCUUCGCUUCACCGUCAUGGCCCGAGAUCGGGGGCAGCCCCCCAAGACAGACAAGGCCACAGUCGUGCUAAACAUCCGCGACGAGAACGACAACGUGCCCACCAUCGACAUCCGGAAAAUCGGGCGCAUCCCGCUCCGCGACGGGGUGGCUAGCGUGGCCGAGGACGUGCUGGUGGAUACCCCCAUUGCCCUGGUGCAGGUGUCAGACCGAGACCAAGGUGAAAACGGCGUGGUGACCUGCACCGUGGUGGGCGAUGUGCCCUUCCAGCUCAAGCCAGCCAGCGAGGGUGAAGGGGAGCCGCAGAACAAGCGCAAGUAUUUUCUCCACACCUCAGCCCCUCUGGACUACGAGGCUGUCCGUGACUACAACGUGGUGAUCGUGGCUGUGGACUCGGGCAGCCCCAGCUUGUCCAGCAACAACUCCUUACUGGUGCGGGUUGGGGACACUAAUGACAACCCUCCUGUGUUCAGCCAGGCCGUGCUGGAGGUCUCCUUCCCGGAGAACAACUUGCCUGGUGAGAGGGUGGCCACAGUGGUCGCCACGGACGCGGACUUUUAGAUCACCUACUCCCUGGAGGCCUCGCCCCUCUCCUCGGAGGCACCAGGUGGCAUCUUCACCAUCGACCCUGACUCCGGGGAUGUGUCAGUGCAGGCGGUGCUGGACCGCGAGCAACGUGACACCUAUGAGUUCCAGGUGACCGCCCGGGACAAGGGGGUGCCAUCGCUGCAGGGCUCCACCACAGUGGUGGUGCGGGUGGCAGAUCGCAAUGACAAUGAGCCACGCUUCAUGCAAGACGUGUUCACUUUCUACGUGAAGGAGAACCUGCAGCCCAACAGCCCUGUGGGCAUGGUGACUGUGAUGGACUUUGACAAGGGCCGCAAUGCUGAGCUCAGCCUCUCUAUCCAGCCCGGUGACCACGACCAGGCAGCUGGCAUCUUCUCCAUUGAGAACGACACCGGAACCAUUUUCUCCACCGUCUCGUUCGACCGGGAGCAGCAGACCAGCUACACUUUUAAGGUGAAGGCAGUGGAUGGAGGUGAGCCGCCGCGCUCUGCCACCGCCACUGUGUCCCUGUUUGUGAUGGAUGAGAACGACAACGCGCCCACGGUCACCUUCCCCAGCAACAGCUCCUACACUGUGCUGCCGCCGUCCAGCAACAUGCGCACCGUGGUGGCCACGGUGGUUGCCACUGACGCUGACACCGGUCUCAACGCUGACCUCAACUACAGCAUCGUUGGGGGCAACCCUUUCAAACUCUUCGAGAUCGACCCGGCCAGCGGUGUGGUAUCGCUGGUGGGCAAGCUGGCCCCCAAGCACUAUGGCCUGCACCGCCCCGUGGUGCAGGUGAACGACAGCGGGCAGCCCCUCCACACGCCCCUGGCCCAGGACAUUGCCGGUGACCCCAGCUAUGAGCUGAGCAAGCAGCGGCUUAGCAUAGUCAUUGGUGUGGUGGCUGGUAUCAUGACCGUCAUCCUCCUCAUCCUGGUGGUGGUCAUGGCCCGCUACUGCCGCUCCAAGGGCAAACACGGCUAUGAGGCUGGCAAGAAGGACCACGAGGAUUUCUUCACCCCGCAGCAGCACGACAAGGCCAAGAAGCCCAAGAAGGACAAGAAAGGCAAGCAGG